Aspergillus pseudonomiae is the source of this 1170-nucleotide messenger RNA. Its product is annotated as kinase-like domain-containing protein. The transcript is spliced from 4 exons. Gene Ontology annotation, biological process: spliceosomal complex assembly; regulation of mRNA processing; protein phosphorylation. Bases 1 to 1170 code for a protein of 389 amino acids. Gene Ontology annotation, molecular function: protein kinase activity; ATP binding. NCBI's taxonomy places the organism in Eukaryota, Fungi, Ascomycota, Eurotiomycetes, Eurotiales, Aspergillaceae. The record is from RefSeq and is a predicted model, not a curated record.
AUGCCCCAAGACGCGAAGACUGCUAUCGAGGAAGGCACGCAGAUGUACCGCCCGGGAGGGUUUCACCCCGUGUACAUCGGCGAUGUAUUCAAAGACCGGUACAAAGCCCUCAAUAAGAUUGGAUACGGUGUCUAUUCAACAGUCUGGCUGGUGCGAGACCUAGAGCCGGCACAAUCUGGCCCUGAAAAUGAGUUCCGAGCUCUCAAAGUGCUCAGCGCUGAAUGCUACGAAGGCAAGGAAGUCCCCAUCUUCGAACGGGAAAUCUUGACCCAUCUCCGACACGGAGACCGCCACCAGCUAGGGUACAAUCAUGUCUGCCAUAUCCUUGAUGACUUUGAGCAUCGUGGACCCAAUGGAACCCACGUCUGCCUUGUCUUUGAACUAAUGGGCGAGACGUUACGGAGCUUCGGCGCCUGGUUCGCGGAAAGUAGACUUCCAAACUCCGUGAUGCGGAGGUUCACCAUCCAGCUCUUGCUGGUUCUCGAUUUUGCUCACGAACAUAAUGUCAUUCAUACCGAUAUCAAACCAGAUAACAUUUUCGUCAAGCUCAGGGACUAUUCCUUGAUAGAAUCCGGUUACCUGGCCGAUGUUGCGGUUCCACUGCAGGAUCGGUCCGAGGAACAGUACUCUGUUGUGCCCUCAACACCUCUACGCCGCUACUACUUCAACGAAGCUGACAGUAGGCGCGCUGCCGAGUUCGACAUUGCCCUGGGAGACUGGGGCGUCUCUAGCUGGACGGACCGACAUCUCUGCGGUCUGAUCCAGCCCGCGCCGUGGGAUGCAAGCACCGAUUUCUGGAACCUAGGGGCUGUCGUGCUCGAGGUCUUUCAGGCGGUUCGCAUGUUCAGCGGGUCGGUCCCCCCGGACGGUCAUUAUGAGCUCAAGGAGCACCUAGCGGAGAUUGUGGACUUGUUUGGGCCCUUUCCCAAUGAGCUUUUGGAGAAAGGCAGUGAGAGCCUGGUCCAAAACCUCUUUGAUGGUGAUGGCUGGAUCAAGGACGCGCCACCAAUGGAUCCGCCGGGACUGGCGUCGGAAGCCUUUAUGCCAGGCCUCGACCAAGAGCUCCGGGAUGAGUUUGCCUCCUUUCUGCAUGCGAUGAUGAAGAUCAAUCCCGCUGAUCGGGUUUCGGCAGAGGACCUUUUACGACACCCCUGGUUAGACGCACUUUAG